UUCCAGCAGCUUCCACUCGCGGGACACCAACUCCCCCGCGGGCGGAACCGAGUGCUUUUGCGAACUGCCUCACGCUCGCGGCUGCGCGUCCGUAACGGAACACCUCUAACGCUCGGGAAACUCGAAUGUGAUCCGGGUGUCCAUCGAGGAAACCUCUUACGCGCAGCACGAGAGCAAAGGCCCGCCUGCGCUUCGGUGACGCUGGCGGAGGUUAUUACGCACCGGUAUCGACCACCGUGCCGAGCGAGGACAGGGCGGAGGACCGGGGGGGGGCGUUCACCCGCCCUGACGAGAGGACGCCCUCACCGCGGUCGCUAGGCGGCGCCGUCUCCCCGGCGCGCCGGCCGCCGCCGUCCUCCACACCCCCCCCCAAUAUUCCCGCCGGGAACGCCCAACCCUGCGCGUGCGCACCAGCGCCCGCCUCCCGCGCCCCGCUCCAAGGCAGGCGCCCUCUGAUGACGCCACCUCACCUGGCGUCCAAAACAACCAGCGUGCCGCCGCCGCCGCCGCUCGGGCGCAUGCGCGCUAGGUGGCCCCGAUGUGGAUUCGCCGGCUGGGCGAGGGGGAGCAAGGCGGUGCCUAGGUGAUGCUGAAGAGCAGGCCCGGGGCCGGCAGCCCCCCCGCAGCCGGCCAGGCCCUGUGCGUGCGCGGGGUGGGAGAGAUGGACUCGGCAGAGCCCGCGGGCAGAGGCCUUUCGGCGGAUCGGCCCGCGGCUAGCCGCCUUCGGUGCGGGGAGGAGGAGCCGGACAAGGAGGGAGAUGAUGCGGGAGGGAAGAGCGGCGGCUGCUCCGGGGAGCAGAGCCUGAAUCCCGAGCUGCAGCAGGGGUACCGCAUCCUGCGCGAGUUUCUCCUGGAGAAGUAUCGCCCUCUGACAGAACCGUUUUUGAAACCCCUCGCGGAUCAGGCAUCCGUCAGGGCAGAAGGAGCUGGCUCCGUCUCGGGUCAUAACAGUAGUCGCUCCUUUCAGCCGUCGCCAGCUGGAAUGUGGCUGUUGAAGAUGGAAGAGAAAUUUUCCAGUGGGCAGUACAUGGGGAUAGCAGAUUUCGUGGGUGACUUCCGGCUAAUGCUGGAGACAUGUUACCGGCUGCAUGGUGUAGAUCACUGGCUCUCCAGACAGGCCCAGAAGCUGGAGAUGAUGCUGGAACAGAAGCUGGCGCUGCUGUCCCGGCAUUUAAGAGAGAAAACAUCAAUAGCUGUAACAUCUAGAGGAUGCUAUAGGCUGGAAGAUGAGAAAGGAACAGCAUGCAUUUCAACAAGACGACGUUCCACGCCUCGCAAUUUAGUAGGCUUGUCAACAGGCACGUUUGAGUCUGUGAUGGUUCAGGCUCUAAGACAAGAGGAACAGCUGAGAGCAAAAGAGGAAAAGAGGCUGAGAGAGCAAGAAAGAAAAGAAGCAGAAGAAGCUAGUCAGAAAGAAAUAGAAGAAUGGGAAAAGUCACUUUUAGCUCAAGCAGCACCUACAAGGAUGGAGACAAUGUGGGAGAUUCCAGCUAUUGGUCAUUUUCUUUGUUUAGCACAGCAGAUUUUAAAUUUACCUGAAAUAGUGUUCUAUGAAUUGGAACGUUGUCUUCUGAUGCCUCAGUGUAAUGCUUUUUUAUCUAAAAUAAUGACUUCUUUGUUAAGUCCUCCUCACCGCAGAUCUACGUUACAUCGCAGGCCUACACUUUCUUAUAAGACUUGGGAAGCAGCACUCAGACAGAAAGUACAACACUGGUAUACUGCUGUAGGGCAGACUGACAAUCCUAAUAGCUCUGCAGAAAAACUUGGAUUGUGUCCCCAGUUUUUCAAAGUCCUUGGUGAAGUUAAUCCCUUGGAGGAAAAAUCGUUUCAUGAGCUACCAUUCUACCAAAAAGUGUGGCUGCUAAAAGGUCUCUGUGAUUUCGUGUAUGAAACACAGAAGGAUGUUCAGGAUGCAGUGCUAAGUCAGCCUAUCCAUGAAUGCAGAGAAGUAAUUCUUGGUUACGACUACUUGGAGAAUGCAUAUGUUCAUUUUCCACAGUUUUGCGGUGCAGAUGUUCGGAUUUACAAACAAAAACCUUUUCAGGCUCCUGAAUUCCCAUCUCCUCCCAUCAAAGUUAAAAAAGUGUCACGUGUUAAAUUGGAGAAAGUAAAACGUGAAUUUGUAAGCAAAAGCAACGGGGAUGUCAGUUCUGGUGGUAGAGAAGAGCUGCUACAUCAUUCCAAGACAGAAGUAGAGAAGAGUAUGGAUUCGAUUGUUAUCUGCCCAGAAAAAAAAACACAUUUAGGCAGCUUUAGAGUCACUACAGAGGAGAUUAAGAUUAACUAUGAAAUCAAGACCUCCAGAGUCUGUGACAUCAAAAAAACUGGUUGCUGUAAAGAGAACUUGAGGAAUUUUAUUAGUUCAGGAGAGAUUGUUGGUAUGGGUGGUCACCCUAGUUCAGGAGAAAUAAGGGCUGUGGAGAAUGGACAAGGUUGUCCUGAAAUGGCCAGACUAAAAGCUGAGAUCAGUCCGUUCAAGGAGAACACACUGAAAGCUUGCCAAAUGCAUGUAAAUGGCACCCAUAAUGACAACCAAGAGAUAAAUUAUCACGAAUCUGCUAAGGAAACAAUGCUAGAGGACUCACUGCGAAAUAACAAGAAACUAAGUAAGUUGCGGGCAAAAAAGAAGAAAAAGAAAAAAAAGAAGUUGAAGGAUAUUCUAAAUGAAAAUCUACAGAGAAAACUUGAUGACUUGCAAAGAAAGCGUGAGGUUCAUCUUCAUCCAUUCAAAUCUUACAAAUCUGAGAUCCAGAACAAGUUGUUUACAAUUAAAAAGAAAGCAAAACACAAGAAGCACAAGUCUGGAAAAAAAUCGAUAUCUAAAAAAGCAAUCACAAAGAAGAGGAAAGGUGUCACAAAGUCUACCAUACCAGAAUUUCAGCUUAUUUGCACUAAUCUUGAUGAACUCAGGGAAUUAAUCAGAAAGAUUGAGAAUGAACUCAAAGAUCUGGAGGACAUUAAAAAGAAAUCGGGAAGAUGGUACCAUCGGAGGCAAGCAGUAAAGGAAUUGCAUGGUACAUUGUUACGACUGCUUAAUGAACUGUUACCAUGGGAGCCAAAGCUAAUGAAAGCAUUUCAAAGAAACAGGUCUAGAUUGAAGAAGGACUAUGAUGACUUUAAAAGACAUCCAGAGCAUGAUAAAUUUACCAGAGAAUUGUGGAGUAAUGAUGAAAGUGAAGUUGAUUCUGGCAAAGAUUCUUUUGCAGUAGUAUGCAGUAAAUCUUCAGAGCCUGUAGAACAUGCAGAAGUUCCCCAAAAAGAUCACCCAGACAAUGGUGAAAUGAAGCUAUUAGAGAUGAAUUUACCUGCAGGAAAAAACAGAAUUCUGAAAAAAGAAUUAACUUCUAAAGAAAUACAGAAGACACUGCCCAAAUGUGUUAAACGACAGUCCAAGCAAAAUAGUUGUCUGGAUCAAAGCACUAAUGAGCUUUCACCAAGGAAGAAAGCUAAACUGAGCGCUAAUGAUGCUGUGGUCCAGAGUUCAGAAAGUAGCCUGCAGCCAGAGAGUUGUUUGACUGAGCUGAAACAAUUUGAAGGGUCAACUCUAGAAUUGUUUUCCUUGACAGAUCCUGCAACAUCAGUAUCAAAAUUUCUGAAAGGGACCAAACCCAUCCAGGCCUUGCUUGCCAAGAAUACUGGGAACAAAGUGACCUUAACAAAUCAACUGUCACCUCCCCCUGGCAUAAAUGUAUCUACUCCUGAAAAGCCAGUUUUAUCACCUUUGGAAUCAUCACUGGUAAAACCAGUGUUGCCCUGCCAGACCAGUUCAAACACUCCUUUACAAAUGGUAUACAAAAUGCCAAAUGGCUACUAUGUACCAGUAGACCUUCACAACAGCUCUGUGAAAAUUCAAAUGCAACCUGUGAUUGACCCUAAAACUGGAGAAAAAGUCAUGCAACAAGUUCUUAUUUUACCUAAGAAUUUUCUUAUUCAGCAGAAGGAAGGAAAAAUUGUGGCCAAGGACAUUCAGUCACUGCAACAAAAAUCAUCUGAGCUGCAAUGUACAACUUUACCAGAAAUAUCAAAUGUCAGUGUUUCUUUAACACCUCUUGUGGUAACAGGCCCUGCAAAUGCUACCACUCAGUCACCUAGCACAAUUUUUAACAAGAAUAUUACCCACCCAUCACAAGUGACUGGUCCCAUGAACACUACACAAUCAUUGCCAGCUGUAACUUCAGCAGGUAACUUACCAUCAUCAACAAUUAAGGUGAGCCAGACCGAAACUGAGCAAAUCAAGACUACAGUUUCAACUGCCACAUUCCCUGUGUCUUUGACUUCACCUACUCUUUCCACAGCUAGCCAGUCUUUGAUAUCAGCAACAGUAUUAAGUGGGUCUACAAACACUGUUUCUGCCUGUCACAGUCUUGCAUCCCAGCAGACAGCUGACUCCUUUGAAACUAGGCAAGAACUGAAGACGGUGUGUGUAAGAGAAUCACAAUCUAUUCUGGUCACGACACGAGGUGGGAACACAGGAAUUGUUAAAGUGCGAACAAAUCCAGACCAAAUUUCACCUAGUAGUUUAUCUUCUAGUUCAGUUUUCACUUACGCACCUCAACUUCAGGCCUUUUUUGUGCCAAAAACCACACCCUUAUCAUGCUCUACUCUUCCAUCUGUAGAAACGGCCAUGUCUGGUCUCCCACAUAUUGGACAAUCAUCUGUUUGUGCAUUUACCCCCUCAACAGCUUCUUCUGUUAACAUUCCAGUUUUCCCAGCUGAUUUUACCCAGGCAAUGGACAAGAAUAUGAAAUUCACAUUACAGCAGCCUGUUGUUGGGGGCACUUUGGGACAAGUAGCGGAGAACUGCUAUGUGUCCUCUCCUCCUUUAUCAUCCAUUUCAUUAGCUAACGGUUUGAUGUCAGCAACUCCAAACAGUCCUGUUAGUGUGACUAGCAUUGGACAAAAUAACACUGCCAUAACUCCAAAUUCUUCUGUACAGCAACAAGGUGAUACUAAAACUACAACAAAUCGUGUUAUACAAUCUGAGUCUAAUUCAGCAACAUAUGGAGAUUUAAUCAGCGGUACUCCAGUUCAGAAACUUACAUUAGUCACAAAUCCACCUAUUUUAUCACCCUGUGGGGCAUCAGGAGUCAGUAUUAUACCCUCUCUGGCAUCCACUGGUAUUAAUGCUCAGAAGUUGGUUUUUAUUAACACACAAAUUGCCAAUGGCCCAUCAACCACCAAUCUAGUUCCAGAGUCAUUGAAACAUAACCUUCCUUCUUCCCUAAGCAAAACCUUUGUUAGUGCCACAGAGCAACCACAGUUGGUUCUGAUCCCAUCUACAGUGGGAGCACCAAUAAGAAUAAAUUCAUCACCAACUAUUGCUCAAGUAAAAGAUGUGAAAAUUGGACUAAAUAUAGGUCAAACCAUUGUAAAUACUAAAGGCAAUGCACAGCAGGCUUCACCAGUUAAUAUAUUGCACUCUGCCAUUUCUAAGGGAGAAGACAAAAAGAGCAUGGGCUUGGCGCUGUCUUUGACAAGUACUAGUACUUUGGUUCCUGUUCCAAGUUUUGUGAGUCAAACUGCAGUGUCAGUUAAUGAAUCUGUAUGUGUUGCAACAAAAGCUGAAAAUGCCUUUACAGUAACAACAGCAAAUGCAUGUGUAGAAUCUGUUUCAGUAACAUCAAGUGGGACUUCUUCUGGGACACAGCCCCCUAUCUUGAUUGGUGGAAAUGAUCCCUCAAGAAUAAGGCCAAUUCUGGGUAAUCGACUGUGUACAUCAAAUAUUGGAAAUACUGUGGGUAUAUCAACUGUGAAAACAGGACAUCUUGCUUCAUCUGUGCUGAUUUCAACAACACAACCAACAGUAUCUCCUCAAAACUUAGCAUCUGCUUUGCAAUUUCCAGUCAUUAGCUUGCCUGGAUGUGUAGCCAGCCCCCACAAAGUGUUACAUACAGUUCCUCAGUUGGCAGCAGUUCCAGCUCCUCCUCCAGUACCAAAAAGUCAGUUGCCCACACUGCUUCAGUUUCAGUCAUCAGGAGUUUCAGCUGCUAUGCUAAGUAAUGCAGUUGUUCACAAGCCUCAGAGUGUGUUGCCCCCUCCAUCACCAAAUACAGGUAAAGUCAUUAGUUUUCCCAGUUUUUCUUCCCUACAAUGCCAGCAGGUGCCUCCCAGUACAGAGAAACAAAGUCAUGCUUGUACUUGUGCUUCUACCGAUCAGAUGACUGCAGCUUCACCAACUGUAACAAGCAAGGCAGGAGGUGAGCUGAAUGAACCUUGCAUUCAACAGAAACUAGUCAUUAACACCUGUAUGCCUUUGGCACCUGGAACUCAGAUAAUGAUUAAUGGUACUCGUUUUGUUGUUCCGCCACAAGGCCUUGGAGCUGGCAGCCAUGUUCUUCUUCUCUCUUGUAAUACAAAACAGACUCCUCCUUUAACUAUUAAGCAAGGUCAAGAGGCUCAAGGUGUACAAAUUGUUAAUCCAAUAACCUCAAAAAUCAUGCUAGCACCGAGUAAUUCAUUAAGUUGGCAAAUACCAAAACAUCCUUUGAAAAGCUCUACAAAAAUUGUGAACUCUUUUGGGUCUGCAGAUGCUUUACCCAUUGUACAUGCAACACCCCAGAUAUUUAGUACUCCAGCUAGCUCAUGUACUCCACUGUCUGCAAUGCCACUGUCUCUGUCUUCAGUGGUAAAAUCUCCUGUUAAUGUUGUAGCUACAUCUUCUGUGGUUUCUGCUGUUCAUCCUCUGAACUCUCAUAUACCGAGCAACACUUCAGUGUUUCGCUUAGACACUUCUAUCAAAAAACUGUUGGUCAGUCCAGAGGGAGCCAUUUUGAAUGCUUUAAAUACUCCAGCAUCCAAAGUUUCUUCGCUGUCUUCAUCACUGCCUCCUGUUGUGUCCACAAGCAGAAAUCCUACCACUGUCUUCCCUGCAUCUCAGUCAUCUUGCCUUGAUAAACUUGACAAAGCUGCAUCCUGAAUUUACUGCAAAUGAGCCACUUUGAAAUUUUGGGGUAUUCUUCUGACUUUGGAAGUUGUAACUAUUGAAUAAUUUCUUACAUUGUUUGAAACAGUUUAUUUACUUAAAAUUACUUAAGAUUACAGUUCUUUCCUGUUUACCAGUGGGGCUUAGGAAGAAGAAAAAUGUAUUUGGUUUGUCAGAGAGAAGUUUUCAGAGAGCUCUUUAGUAAAAAGGUCAGAAAUGACCAAUGAGUUCAUUAAACAUUUUAGUUUGGAGAAGUCUAGCCUUUUGCACAUGUUCCAUCUUACCGUAUGGACUGUUUACCAGUGUCUUUAUGACAGUAUAUAUCUCCUUUUUAUUUGUCAAAUUUAUUUUUUAUUUGUUUCUGUAAAAAAAAAUAUUUAUGCAUUGUAAAAAAUGCAAUCUAUGGUAUAGAAUUGUACAUAUUCAUUAAUUCCUAACAAUCUGUACUAAACUAUAUGUACAAAGAACUAUGCUGUCUUAUUUAUGUUUUGUUUACAUAAUGUAUAGUUUUUUAAGUAUUUUAGUAACUUUGGACCAGUGUACUGUUUAGCAACAAUGCAGAAGAAUCUGCAUAUAAUAAAUCAAGUUGCUGUACUGCUUUGUGUUGGCAAUAGUUUAAAAGUGCGUAUAUCUGUUACAUCAUGGCAGAAUACAUACAUAUACAUGUUCCCACUUAAUGCAGAUGCAUCUCAGCUUUUGGAAUAUAGUAGAAUGAAAUUA
Messenger RNA from Aquila chrysaetos chrysaetos, 7642 nucleotides. It is a transcript of the gene BRD10, whose product is annotated as KIAA2026 ortholog. The transcript is spliced from 9 exons. The coding region runs from base 587 to 6916 and encodes 2109 amino acids. Gene Ontology annotation, molecular function: protein binding. The record is from RefSeq and is a predicted model, not a curated record. Lineage: Eukaryota; Metazoa; Chordata; Aves; Accipitriformes; Accipitridae.